Messenger RNA from Carlito syrichta (Philippine tarsier), 1147 nucleotides. It is a transcript of the gene LRRN4CL, whose product is annotated as LRRN4 C-terminal like. The record is from RefSeq and is a predicted model, not a curated record. NCBI's taxonomy places the organism in Eukaryota, Metazoa, Chordata, Mammalia, Primates, Tarsiidae. The transcript is spliced from 2 exons. Bases 437 to 1147 code for a protein of 236 amino acids. Gene Ontology annotation, molecular function: protein binding.
CCCUGGCUGCUCACAGCUGUUUUCCUCUCUGAUACCAGCCAGGUGUCCUCCUAUGUUCCCCUCCCCAUCUCUUCACAUGACCAGCCUUUGGAUUCUCAGCUCCUGGCUGCUUUCCACAUUCCACUCCCCUUUCAGAACCCAGGCAUCCUGGGCUCCAGCUGAAACCGCUGCAUGUGGCUUUCCCCAUCCCUGGCCCCGUGACUCAGGCCCCCGAAAGGCGCAGCCCGCUUUUUGGCAAUCACCAGGGAGAGGGAGAGGAGGAGGGGGGCCUAGGUGGUGACAUCACGGUUGACGAGUACAAAAGCUUCAAGCCAACACAGAAUUGGAAUUGAAGAUACAACCUGACAGCACAGCUUGUGAUCCUGGGGAUCCCUCACCCGGAUACUCAGACUUCUGGCAGCAGAUUCCCACUGCAUCAAGCCUACCCAUUGACUCCAUGCUGGGCUCUCCCUGCCUUCUGUGGCUCCUGGCCGUGACCUUCCCCUUGGUUCCCAGAGCACAGCCCUUGGCUCCCAAAGACUUUGAGGAAGAGGAGGAAGAUGAGCCUGAGACAGCGUGGCCACCUUUGCCGGACGUCCCCUGCGACUACGACCGCUGCCGACACCUGCAGGCGCCCUGCCAGGAGCUGCAGAGGGCCGGGCCGGCAGCCUGCCUGUGCCCGGGGCUCUCCAGCCCUGCCCAGCCGCCCGACCCGCCGCGCCUGGGAGAAGUGCGCAUCGUGGCCGAGGAGGGCCGCGCCGUGGUCCACUGGUGCGCCCCCUUCUCCCCGGUCCGCCACUACUGGCUGCUGCUUUGGGACGGCAGCGGGACUCGGCAGAAGGGGCCCCUGCUGAAUGCCACCUUCCGCAGAGCAGAACUCAAGGGACUGAAGCCCGGGGGCGCUUAUGUCGUCUGCGUGAUGGCGGCUAACGAGGCCGGCGAAAGCCGCGUGCCCCCGGCGUGGGGGGAGGGCCCCGCGGGAGCGGGCUUCCCGGCCUUUGGGCCCUGCGGCCGGCUCACCGUGCCGCCCAGGCCCCAGACCCUGGUCCACGCGGCCGUGGGGGUGAGCACUGCCCUGGCCCUGCUGAGCUGUUCCGCCCUGAUCUGGCACUUCUGCUUGCGCGAUCGCUGGGGCUGCCCGCGCCGCCCAGCCGCAGGGGUGCUCUGA